AUGACGACCACAAUCCCAACCCAAACCCCGCCAUCCGCCAAAAAGCCCCAAAUCAGCAUAAUCGGCUCGCUCAACAUUGACUUCGUAACAGCAACCCCGCGCUGCCCCGGACCCGGCGAAACCCUCACAGCAACCUCCCUCACCGUCUCAGCAGGCGGCAAAGGCGGAAACCAAGCCGUCGCAUGCGGCCGCUCCUCCUUCACAUCCCAAACCACCCAAGAUGUAUCCGUGAACAUGAUCGGUGCCGUCGGCGCUGAGGACCCAUACUACUCUACCCUCCUACAACCAGCCCUUGAGAAAUCCGGCGUCGACACAACAUCCAUCGAGCAAUCGACUGUCGCGCAAACCGGGUCGGCUAGCAUCAUCGUGGAAGAAGCUAUCGGCGGCGAGAACAGGAUUCUCGUCGUCCCUGGCGCAAACCAUGCCGGAUUGCUGAGUUCCGUGGAUAAUAUUCUCGCUGCGCUUAAGAGCCAGUCGAAUCCCGAUAUUGUCGUUUUGCAGGGUGAGAUCCCGCGCACCACGACACUGGGAUUGUUGGAAUAUUUCAAUGAUGAUUCCGCCUCGGACCGCGCAAAAGUGGUGUUCAAUCCCGCGCCCGUGUUUCCAGAGGGAAUCCCUCUUUCGGCGCUGCGCGGAACCGCCGUGCUUAUUAUGAACGAGACGGAGGUUGUGCAGAUGGCGCGGUCAAUUGAGGGUCUUCCUGUUGGGGAUGUUGUUGAGGGAGAUGAUUUACGACCCGAGGAAUUGGCGCCGCAGUUUCAUGAGAAAGCGGGUGUUGAGAUUGUUCUCAUUACCCUCGGCGCUAAGGGCGUUUAUUUCUCGACCAAGACAGGUCGCACUGGUAUCGUUGCCGGUGUUAAGGUUGCGAAGGUUGUUGAUACCACUGCGGCGGGUGAUACGUUUGUUGGGUAUUUCGCAACUGCCGUGGCGCGUUUCUUGGCUACGGGACGCAGCUUGGGCGCGUUUGAUAAUGAUAUCGAGGCCGCUGUUUCGACGGCGAAUGCUGCUGCUGCUAUGUGUGUGCAGCGACGAGGUGCGAUGCAGAGCAUUCCCUUUGCGUACGAUAUGGAAUGA
Messenger RNA from Penicillium robsamsonii, 1074 nucleotides. RefSeq names its product ribokinase. Gene Ontology annotation, molecular function: ribokinase activity. The transcript has a single exon. NCBI's taxonomy places the organism in Eukaryota, Fungi, Ascomycota, Eurotiomycetes, Eurotiales, Aspergillaceae. Gene Ontology annotation, biological process: D-ribose metabolic process. Bases 1 to 1074 code for a protein of 357 amino acids. The record is from RefSeq and is a predicted model, not a curated record.